CCCUUAAACUAACCAUCGAUUCUGAACCGCUCCGAAAGUUGAUUCACUCCAAACCCAGAAUAGAAUGUUCUUCCAUUACUUUCCUCUGUUAUCUCCUUCUCUUUUGAUGCAAUCAUCUCUUCAUUGUCUGCCCUUUGAACAAGAAGAAGAACAAAAGUGUUGCAGAGAUUGGGUUGUGCUGAGAGCUGAGAGAUGGGGAGAGGGAAGAUUGAGAUUAAGAGGAUAGAGAAUUCAACAAACAGGCAGGUUACAUACUCGAAGAGGAGAAAUGGGAUCAUGAAGAAGGCUAAGGAGAUCACUGUUCUUUGUGACGCUGAGGUUUCACUUGUUAUCUUCUCUAGCACUGGCAAGAUGUCUGAGUACUGCAGCCCUAACACCACGCUGAUCAAGCUCCUGGAUAGAUACCAGAAGUCUUCUGGCAAGAGAUUGUGGGAUGCAAAGCAUGAGUUUCUCAGCAACGAAAUAGACAGAAUCAAGAAAGAGAAUGACGCCAUGCAGAUCGAGCUCAGGCACUUGAAGGGUGAGGAUAUCAAUUCACUGACCCCGAAGGAGCUUAUCCCCAUUGAAGAAGCUCUCGAGAAUGGUCUGGUCAAUGUCCGCGCCAAACAGAUGGAGUACUUGAAGAUGCUGGAGAAGAAUGGAAGAACGCUGGAGGAAGAUAACAAUCGCCUCAAUUUUAUCUUGCAUCACCAACAAAUGGGAAUUGACAAUGGUGUGAGGGAGAUGGAAAAUGGGUAUCAUCAGAAAGGAAGGAACUAUUCUUCAUCAUCAAUGCCUCUGGCCUUCCGUGUGCAGCCAAUCCAGCCCAAUUUACAGGAAAGCAAAUAGCCUAACAAUAUUGCAUGGAAUCCAACUCCUGUAGCUUAUUAUCUAAACUCCAUUUAUCUACUGUUACAAAACAGCACUUACAAGAGGAGAAAUGUGUAAUAAUAUGUGCACAUGCUUGGCCUUUGGCCUCUUACUAUCUUAUCACAAUUCACCAUGAACUUAACAUGCUAGCC
Molecule: messenger RNA, 1001 nt
Organism: Nelumbo nucifera (sacred lotus)
Lineage: Eukaryota; Viridiplantae; Streptophyta; Magnoliopsida; Proteales; Nelumbonaceae
Gene: PI
Product: K-box region and MADS-box transcription factor family protein
Biological process (GO): positive regulation of transcription by RNA polymerase II
Cellular component (GO): nucleus
Molecular function (GO): RNA polymerase II transcription regulatory region sequence-specific DNA binding; DNA-binding transcription factor activity; protein dimerization activity
Source: RefSeq, a predicted model, not a curated record